Perognathus longimembris pacificus (Pacific pocket mouse) is the source of this 3441-nucleotide messenger RNA. RefSeq names its product zinc finger protein 512 (gene Znf512). The record is from RefSeq and is a predicted model, not a curated record. Bases 71 to 1774 code for a protein of 567 amino acids. Lineage: Eukaryota; Metazoa; Chordata; Mammalia; Rodentia; Heteromyidae. Gene Ontology annotation, molecular function: zinc ion binding. The transcript is spliced from 14 exons.
GGAGAGAGCGGAAGUGGCGUCGGUGCGGCCGGAGCCCUCGGGUGAAAUUGUUAGGCGUGGAGAGGGAGUGAUGUCUUCCCGGCUCGGUGUUGUCCCCGCCACCCCGGGACCCACCUCCCUUAAGCUGCAGAGGAGCGCCAGGAUCGGGGCAGCGAAGAAUAGCAGGACCCAGUGUGCCAUAAAGGAUAAUAGUUUCCAGUAUACGAUCCCUCAUGAUGACUCCUUAAGUGGCUCAUCGUCUGCCUCCUCCUCUGAACCAGUGAAUGAUUUUCCAGCAUCCUUCCAAAAAUCUACCUACUGGAUGAAGAUGAGAAGGAUCAAGCCAGCUGCCACUUCUCAUAUCGAAGGAUCAGGUGGUGUUUCAACCAAAGGAAAAAGGAAACCUAGGCAGGAAGAAGAUGAAGACUAUCGAGAAUUUCCUCAGAAGAAGCAUAAACUUUAUGGGAGGAAGCAACGGCCAAAAACUCAGCCUAAUCCCAAAUCCCAGACUCGUCGCAUUCGAAAGGAACCACCAGUUUAUGAAGCAGGCAGUGUGGAGGAACAAUGGUACUUAGAAAUCGUGGAUAAAGGCAGUGUUUCCUGUCCUACCUGCCAGGCAGUGGGGAGGAAGACCAUAGAGGGUUUAAAGAAACACAUGGAAAACUGCAAACAGGAAAUGUUUACUUGUCAUCAUUGUGGGAAACAACUUCGUUCACUGGCAGGGAUGAAGUAUCAUGUCAUGGCAAAUCACAAUAGUUUGCCCAUUUUGAAGACUGGAGAUGAAGUAGAUGAACCAAAUGAGAGAGAGCGACUCCGGACAGUUUUAAAAAGACUGGGAAAGCUCAGAUGCAUGCGCGAGAGUUGUUCCAGUACCUUUACCAGCAUUAUGGGAUAUCUGUACCAUGUAAGAAAAUGUGGCAAAGGGGCUGCAGAGCUGGAGAAGUUGGCUCUAAAGUGUCACCAUUGUGGAAAACCAUAUAGAUCAAAAGCUGGACUUGCAUAUCACCUGAGGUCAGAGCAUGGGCCUAUCACCUUCUUUCCAGAGACAGCACAGCCAGAGUGCUUAAAGGAUGUAAGCCUGGAGUCAAAGAGUGGAGGCAGAGUUCAGAGGCGUUCUGCCAAGAUAGCUGUGUAUCACCUACAGGAGCUGGCCUCUGCUGAACUGACCAAGGAAUGGCCUAAGAGAAAGGUGCUUCAGGACCUCGUACCUGAUGAUCGGAAGUUAAAAUACACUCGCCCUGGGCUACCUACCUUCAGCCAAGAAGUAUUACACAAAUGGAAGACAGAUAUCAAGAAGUAUCACCGAAUCCAGUGUCCUAACCAGGGUUGUGAGGCUGUCUACUGUAGCGUGUCUGGCCUUAAAGCUCACCUGGGCUCUUGCACAUUGGGAAACUUUAUUGCUGGAAAAUACAAGUGUCUUCUCUGUCAGAAAGAAUUUGUGUCAGAGAGUGGUGUCAAGUAUCACAUCAACUCUGUCCAUGCUGAGGAUUGGUUUGUUGUAAACCCAGCAACAACCAAAAGCUUUGAAAAGCUGAUGAAAAUAAAGCAGCGGCAGCAAGAAGAGGAAAAGCGGAGGCAGCAGCACAGGAGCAGAAGGUCUUUAAGAAGGCGGCAGCAGGCAGGCAUGGAGCCUCCAGAGACCCAGCUGAGUCUUAGAGGAGGGAAGGAUCAGAGGAGGAGUGAUGAGGAACUGGUCGUGUCGACCUCCUGUAAGGAAUCAGAGCAGGAACCGGUGCCAGCCCAGUCCCAGAAAGCAAAGGCCUCAAAGACCACUCAUAAACGAGGAAGGAAGUAGGCAGGGAGUGAAGGUGCACCUGACCUAGGAGAGAGGAUGCCCUGCUGUGGUCGCAGGACCAUGUGUGGAUGCCUGAGUCACCGGCCUAAGUGAACAUGCCCUUGGUAUAAGGCUGUGACUUCCUCAACUCCUUCAUGUGUAAAUUUCACAGUCUUCUCUACACAUUCACUUUCAUCCCUUCCCCUCCUCUUACUAGGUUUUCCUAGUAUUCUUCCUUUGAGUCUUCUCGAUUUUCUCUUCUUUGCCCAAAGAGCUCUGUCUUGAGGCCACCUAUAAUCCUGUUCAAGACUUAAGAAACCAGUUUGGUUCUUCUUCCAUUCCAGAUGUGAAUGUUUUGGAAUCCUUGGAUCUAAUAGUCACUCCAUCAUCUAGCUUUUAAAACAAUUCCAAGCUAAUUUUUAUAACAGGUUCAUCAUUUUGUAUUUGCAACAUAAACAUAAAACCUAGAACUGUUGACACUUUCAUAAUUGCAUGGCCCUGAAUCCUUGGAAAGUAAAAUUUAUGGAGGCUCUUUGUCCACAAUAUGGUUUUUAUAUGGGACAAAAGAAAAGGACUUAGAAUGAAAAAGAUAGAAACUCCCUACAUUGACUCUACUAGUAGAUACUUGAUCUGGACCAAGUAGCAGUGAAUAACAAGACCCACAGGCAUGAAAAACAAACUUAGGAGUAAUGUGUCUCAGAUGUUAAUGAGUAGGAAAGAAAAGGCUAAAGGAGCAAUAAACACUGCCCCACCUUUCCUGGGCCCUAAAACCUCACCUGUUACUAGAACCAGUUGCCCUCCAGAAGCUCCAUUGGUUUAAGAAUUAACAGAUGUCACAUUGUCCCCUACAUGUUGCCACAGCACCCUAGUGCUCUUAAAAAUGCCACUAAGAUCAGAAACCAAGGUGCAUUUCUUGUCCCGUGGACCUUACCUCACUUGUUAGUCUACUCUGCUAAGUCCUCCUCCAUGCUGUGAGCCCACCUGUGUCUCUUUCAGUGUUCUGGGAGUAUUGUCCUACUAUAGUGUUUUAUACAUGGACUUCUAUUGACUUUUUAUUGUGAGAUUUUGACACCAUUGUAGUUAUUUCUCUAAAGCUGGGAGGAAAAAAUGUUUUCUGUACCUCAUGCCUACCUGGUAACGUUUGAGGCUCUUUCCCUUUGAGGGUCCCUUUCUCUGGAGCAUUUGUUAGAGAAGCAUUGUUACCGUGUUUUUGGAUUCUCUUCCCCCUUUUGUGUAAAUAUUGUUCUUCUAUAUUCUUGCCUAUUGUGUGACAUAUGGCACAAGGUUAAAAAGUUCACUUUGAUAUGGACAAAUACUACCUUUUAAAAUUCUGAAAGGCUGUUGCCAACCUUGAGCUCUGUUCUCUGUGCUCCUCUAAAUAGCUUUAUCAUGUGUGCUUUUGUGAAGACCACUUUCAAAAAAGGUGCAUUGAAACCUGAAUUGGAUACUGCCAGACUGUGCUGUGAAGGAAAGGGCAUAUCCACGCUAUGUUUUCAUUCCUGGUUGCACCCUUAAAAGCCCUUGCAAGAGAUGAGGGCUGUUGGGGAGGAGAAAUGAAGAAGCUAUGUUAAUUUCUGGUGACAUUACCUUGAAAAUUUAGUUAUUUUUUUUAAAAUUUAACUUAAUUGGUGAAAUUGCCUCCAAGAAUGUUGGGCAAUGACAAAAUAAAAGACUGUCACUUAGAAUGA